AGUAUCGAACGAGAUUCUUAGCGCUUUGGUACGGUUUUUAACGGAGUCGGUGAAUCUCCCGGCGGUGACACCACCCGGGAAAGCUGUGAACGUGUUGACUGACGGCUGGGCAGCCCGGUCGCAAAGGAUUUUCCUGUGUGCCUGUGUGGAUAUUUGCUUUUGGGGCGAAAGUUUUCUCCGGUGGAAAUCUUGCGGGAUUAGUUUGGAGGUCGCCCGGUGCUGGGGAUCUUAGGUGCGGAGUUUCGUGGAAUCCUUGAGGGAACUUUUCCGAGGAGUGCCGGGAAAUGUCUUUUCCCGGGGGGGAAAACAGCAAACUCGUGGAAAUCGUGUGAUGUAGAGUUAUGUAAACAAGUGAAUUUGACGGCGUUGGGAGGCGUUCGGUAAAGUGUCCGUUGAAGGGAGGGAGAUUCCAUCAACUUUAUCGGGGUAGUUUGGCUGAAACUUGGUCCAAUCAAUCGUGGGAAAGUUUUGGGGAGCAGCGGGGUGAGGAAGGCCCCCUCCUACAAAAAAAAGGUCAAUUGGAUUGAAUUGGCCCCGAACCAACCGGGAUUGCCAGCCCGUGUGUGCUCUGAUAAGGGUGAAUCUCGCUGGGAAAAUUUAAAAACAACAAACGGCUGGGAAAAAGUUUUCCCUCACGCGUCCUCGUGUGUCCUCGUGAAAACGACGUGGUCGUGAAAAAAAGGGACAAUCAACGAACCAAAGCAAACAAAAUUGGAAAAAAAACCGUGCCAUAAAGUACGGUAGUUUGUACGAGUGUGUGUGGUUUUGGGGUUUAAAACCGUGGGAGCAAGUGAUUUGCCAGACUCAAUUUUCCCACACCCCCACUCUCAAGUGGAGUUGGCGCGCGCUUAUUGGUGAAGUGAAAAUUUCGUUACAAGUUACAAAUCUUGUUGGCUCGACAGCAGCCGGAAUCGAAUAACCGAGGUUGAGUCUUGUGAGCGGUGAAGACCCCUAAAUUUGGUCAAAGUGAUACCGACUGUGGGAAAAUUGGAAAAGUCUAAAAUGAAGAAGGAAAACAAAGGAUGUUUUUUUGCUGUAAUUUCUUGAUUGGGUUGGCACGCGGCGCUCUAAAAAUAUAAUAUUUCCCGUUGGAGACUGGGAAAAUCCGGAAAAAGUUUCCUCUGAAAGAGGCUUUCCCAGAAGAAAUUUGAGAAGAAAAAGAGUUGAGUGAAAAAACGGAUCAAAAUAAGGCUCCGGUGAGGAAAAAGGAUUUCGCACAGACUUGUUGGAGCUCCCGGCAAAAACGAAGAAGACGUCACUGGGGAGAAAUCAAGUCGAAGGAUAUUUUCUUCUCGCAGAAAACACACAUACGAGCUGGUCCACGUGUGUGUGUGUGCGCGCACCAUUUCUUUGAGUAAAAGCCGCCCCCUCGAUUCACAUAGGAUUGGUCCCCAGCGUGGAAUGUCUUCGACGACGGAAAUGUCGGCAGGUUCUGCGGCCGGAAUGUGAUUUUGAGCUACAGCAGUUUGGACGGUCUACCUUCAGGGAAGAAUCGGCGAAGAAAAAUCCCACCCAUUAAGGCACGUGGGGACACACGUGAAAGGCCCCCUGGUCUCCGUGGCUUUCCGGAACUCAACGGCGAUGGCAGCCGACGAUAAGCCCUCGAAAUAGCUGCUGCUGCGCCCGGGUGUAGAUUUAAAAAGAGACAAUGACGAUGCCGGUGGUGACCGCGGCCAGUGCUCGUUAGGGACCACUUUUCGGUUCAGUUAACCGGCGGGUGCGAUAUCGACUUCUGGCUUCCGGAAUCGACGCCCAGCUUUACGAAGAGGCCCCCUCCGCCCGACUUGGGGGGCACAUCAAACGGGCUAACCUUUGAACUUUGAAACGAACCCAUCAGCAGAGGGCCAGGACUCGACAUCAUCAAACAUCCAGCGGGACGACCGUCCGUUUCGAAACUAGCAGGAUGAUUCUUUGGGGCAGUGGCCGGCGGAGAAGACGCAGGCGGUUGGAGGUGCCGCCGGGUGGAGGAGGUGCUUUUAGUGGAUCCCUGGUGCAGCUGACGAAAUGGUGCACUACGUUGUUCAUCAUCCUGGAAUCGACGGCCGUUGGAAGUGAUCUGUCACCAUCAACGACACAAUCACCGACAAAUGUCAGCAGCAGCAUCAGCAUAGCCAGCAGUUCCUCCACCCUCACCUUCACCAGCAGUAGUGGCCCCUUAAGCACGCAUCCCACCGAUGACCACAGCAGCAGCAGCAGCAGCCCGCCACCGCCUCCGCGGUUUGAGGCCCUGGUGCAACCGCUGCCACGUGGCCACCUUGGCGAUGGCAGUCGACCAACCGCGGCCACCGACGAUGGCGAUGAGGACCCCCUGCUCUUGCUGGGGGGAUUCCGAUUCCCGGCCCAGCUGCACCCACCGGCGGCCAGCAGUGUACGAACUAGCCCCCAGGGGGAGGAGGAAGAUGGCCAUAGUGGGCCCCUCCCCCUGCCAGUGUCCGCCGCCCAAGGCGCCAAAUCCAAUCUAGUUAAUUUAGGUUUAAGCAGUAGUAGUGGUGUUAGUGGUAUUAGUAAAAUUAAAAGUGCUAGCUCAGUAAGUAGUGGUGGUGAUAAGAAGAAGGUGACGGAAGGUGAGUCCGGAGGGGCGGUGAACAGGCUCGAUGGGGAAUUUCGGGGGCCGGAGAUCGAAGGGAACUUCAGCAAGAUGUACUUCGAGACGGAGAAUCUGACUACGGUGUCGUCCCAGGUGGGGUCCAUCGCGGUGGCCCCGCCUGAAACCCUUACUGAAGUCUGUGACACCACCAGCCCCCAUUCGUUACGCGCCGCUUUCACACUCAUCCCCACUACACUUGUGCAGGUUUCCUGGAUCCGGCGGAAAGACUACCAUCUGCUGACGAUCGGAGUCACGACCUACAGCAGCGACGAGCGGUUCAACAUCAUCCGGAGCGAGGAUUCCGAGGAGUGGCCACUCCAGAUCAAAUACGUCCAGCUCCGGGACGCCGGCCUGUACGAGUGCCAGGUCUCGACGCAUCCACCGACGUCGAUAUUUGUCCAGCUGGACGUUGUCGAAGCGAAAGCGGAGAUUUUCGGCCCCUCGGAGAAGUAUCUGAAGCCGGGUUCGACGCUGCGGCUCACGUGCCGGGUUGUCAAGAGCAACGAACCCCCGCUGUACAUCUUCUGGUACCACAACAACCGGAUGAUCAACUACGAUGUCCACCGGGGCGUAAACGUGUCCACCGAGGCCGAUAACCGCUACUCGGAGCUGGUGAUAACGCACACCAACACGCUCAACUCGGGCAACUACUCGUGUGUGUCGAACAACGCGGUCGCGGCGUCCACGCUGGUGCACAUCCUGAACGGUGAAAACCCGGCAGCGAUGCAGCAUGGCGACCACGGUAACGGCGUCCUGGUGGCGGUCCAGUACCGGCUGCUGCUCGGGACGAUUGUAACAUAUCAGGUCAUCAAUCGGUUGCUUUGUGCACGUCAUUAAUGGCAGUUGUGUAUAAAGGUACGAAAAAGUUAUUGAAUUCAGCUAGACAAAAUUGCACAGAAUGCGAGGAAAAGUAAGAUUAUGGUAGACUGAGAGGGUGGAAAAAUGAUGAAAAUUGUGGGAAGAAAAAAACAUUGAAAGGUGCUGUAUUUCUAGCAAUCUGGUCAAGAGAACUGAUGAUUGGAUACUGAGUAAGUAUGUUGCAGGAUACAUUUGAAGGAUUAGAAUUUGUUUGGGAUUAAGAAUUCGAAACUAAAAUUAUAACAGUUUCUUUGAAAUAAUUUGAAAUUCAAAAUUUUGUUUUAAUUUGGUGAAGAAACGUAUUUUGAACUUUUUUUUCUCAUGAAAGUUUUGUAUGAAAAUAAUUUUAUUUUUUCAGUUGUUAGUAAUGAAUCGAAUCGUGAUGUAAAUAUAGGGUUAAGUAUGAAUUAGACUAGAAAACCAAAAUCAUGUAGUAUAACCGAUCUAGAAUGUGACAAGUUGAAUCUGGUACAUCAAACUAGAAGAAAAAAAACACACUCACAGAAACUCUUACUCAGCCCACUGGAAGAGACAACCUAGCUAAAUAAAUUAUAACUUAAAUUCCAUUUCAUCCCCAUUUUGAAAAGAAAAGUCAAACAAAAACUAUUCACAACCAAUCAAUCAUCGUUCAUCCCUGUCCUUUUCUGGAAAAUCAAAACUGUUAACUACUAAUAGAUGGAUGCUGUAACUAAACCACAGAAAAUUAAAGUUGAAGGAAAUCUCCUUUGGUGGUGGAUUUUAACUUUGACCUCAAAACUGUCAAAAUUAAAAUCCACACCCAUGAUUUCUCUACCCAGAAACCUACAGUUAGAUUUAGUGUGUAGCGAUGAUUAUGGAGAAAUUCUGACCCACAAAACCAACUGAACAAAAAAAACUAUGUAUGUCGAAGAAAGCAAACAUUUUUGUAAUAUCAUUUGUACGCGGUGUAAUUUUUGUAAAACUUUUCUCCUCUACCCAGUGCGCAUCAACUUGGAACAAAGCGAACAAAAAAAAAAAUAGAGUCAGUCAACUCCGUUGAACCCAGCAAACCAUACUGAUUACGUAAAGUGGAACAUCCGAAACAAAAACCGAGCAGCGUAAUUGGGUUUUGUUUCAACCUCUGGGAGAAGUUGAACAAAGCCAAUCCAACCAAAACAUACAAAAACUGGCGCAUAGAAUGGUUAAAAAUUCAACAUAAAUGUAAAGUUGUAAAUACAAAAGUGUGUCAGUAAAAACAGUAAAAAAUCAAAAAACCAAAAAAA
Messenger RNA from Culex pipiens pallens (northern house mosquito), 4686 nucleotides. RefSeq lists its product as uncharacterized. The record is from RefSeq and is a predicted model, not a curated record. The transcript has 10 exons. NCBI's taxonomy places the organism in Eukaryota, Metazoa, Arthropoda, Insecta, Diptera, Culicidae. Gene Ontology annotation, cellular component: neuron projection membrane. Bases 1904 to 3424 code for a protein of 506 amino acids. Gene Ontology annotation, biological process: synapse organization.